CCGUCUCCUGUCAGUAUUGUUUACCAAUCAAAUCAUGCUACAAUCCCGCAAUGGCAAGCGUACCGGGAGAUAAUUCGAAUAUUUGCCGAUUUUGUUUGUGCCAGGAGGAGAAGCAACUGAUGCUCAUUUCAAGAACGUUGCACCCUUCCCUAACAAUCGAGGAUGUACGAAGGUUCACUGGCAUUCAGAAACUCCCCGACGACGCAAACGGGCUCGCGAUAUGUUUCGAGUGUUUGGGUAGUCUUAAAAAAUCUGCCGACUUCCGGUACGCCUGCAUACGCAAUGAUUCCACCUUCCGUCAGCUGAGCGCGGAAGCAGCUGCUUGUAGGAAAGGGAAUCCGACGAAACCCGUGGACCACAGUGAACACAUAGUCUCUGCGGACCCUCUGGAGUUAAAAUUUGAGAUUAUUUACCACGAAGAAGAUAGUUUGGAACCGGUCGAUAAGGACCAACUCGUACGCAGCAUUGCCAAUGAAGGUUUCUGUACCGAUGGCGCAACACAAGGGGCAGUCGAGGAGGCGUAUUCAGCGAACCACAUCGAACUAGGUGAACCGAUGUCAGACGCUAACGAGGAGAACGAUGCGUUUGAAUCACAUAGGAUAAUGAAUUACCGUGCUGGGACGGAUUCGCUUAGUACUAGGCGAACUAGAAAACCCCGGAAACGAAAGCCACCGAACGGUGAACCGGAGGAUUUGCCAGCUUCAUCUGUCGAAGGAAAGGUUCGCAAAAAGUACGACCGUCGGAAAGUGCUGUGCCAUUUAUGUGGCAAAACGGUAGCCGAUAUUUCGGUUCACCUUGUAAGUCAUAAACAAGAAGCAAAUCACCAGUGUCCUCACUGCCCAACUAAAAUGACACACCCCAGCAACUUGCUGCGUCACGUCGAGUCCGUGCACAUGAAAAAGAUAAUAAAAACCUGUGCAUUGUGCGGCGAAGGGUUUAAACACAUGAGUGUCUAUACGGGGCACAUGCUCACGAAACACAACAUCGGAAAAACGUACAAAUGCGAAUUGUGCUCGCAAGUGUUCAAGUAUCCUGGCAACUUGAGAGAGCAUAGGAAAAGAAAGCAUUCCACUGGCAGCGAAUGUGUGUGUCCUAUUUGUGGUAUGAUGUUUAACGACCGGUAAGUUGCAAACCAUUAUACAACCAAUAAAUCAUGAUCUUAUGCGAUAAACGAACUCGUUUUGCAGGGGUGUAUUAAAAAGACACGCAGCGGUACACUCAACGGACACACCGUACCAUUGCAAGCACUGCCCCAAACAGUUCAAAAGCGGUGAAGCUAAAAAAGCGCAUGAGCUGACACACAGUGGCGUCAAAUUUGACUGCAAGUUCUGCAAUAAGUCCUAUCGGUACAGAACGCAGCUCUGUACACACGUUACACGAACUCACCGGAUUAAAGUGGAGGAAAAUGCGUCAGCGAGUGACUAAGUACUUAAGGGAAUAUCUCUAGGGUGGUGUAUGCUGUACGAUCAUUUAUGAAUAUUGGUACAACGCACUACAUUAAAGCAAAA
Anopheles gambiae (African malaria mosquito) is the source of this 1508-nucleotide messenger RNA. RefSeq names its product zinc finger protein 722. Gene Ontology annotation, cellular component: chromosome; nucleus. The record is from RefSeq and is a predicted model, not a curated record. Gene Ontology annotation, biological process: regulation of transcription by RNA polymerase II. The transcript has 3 exons. NCBI's taxonomy places the organism in Eukaryota, Metazoa, Arthropoda, Insecta, Diptera, Culicidae. Gene Ontology annotation, molecular function: zinc ion binding; chromatin insulator sequence binding; DNA-binding transcription factor activity, RNA polymerase II-specific. Bases 51 to 1124 code for a protein of 357 amino acids.